CCGACGACAACCCCACGACUAACACACAGGUAUCACGCCAACACCGCCAACAUGCGUACCUACGACGAUUCCUUCAGCGGUCAAAAGAUCUACCCGGGCAAGGGCAAGCUCUACAUCCGUGGUGACAGCAAGAUCUUCCGCUUCCAGAACGGAAAGACCGAGUCCCUUUUCCUCCAGCGCAAGAACCCUCGCAAGAUUCACUGGACCACUCUCUACCGAAGGGCGCACAAGAAGGGUAUCUCUGAGGAAGUCGCCAAGAAGCGUACCCGCCGCACAGUCAAGCACCAGCGUGCCAUCGUCGGUGCCUCGCUCGACGUAAUCAAGGAGCGUCGCAGCCAACGUCCCGAGGCCCGUACCGCCGCCCGCGCCGCUGCCAUCAAGGAGGGCAAGGAGAAGAAGGCCGCCGCCGAGUCGCAGAAGAAGGCUGAGAAGGCCAAGAACGCCGCCGCGUCCGCACGAGGCAACGCCGCCAAGGUCAGCAAGCAGGGUGCCAAGGGUGCCGCACCAAAGGUGCAGGCAAGGACUCGUUAA
This is a messenger RNA of Alternaria rosae, 531 nucleotides long. RefSeq names its product 60S ribosomal protein L24. Gene Ontology annotation, cellular component: cytosolic large ribosomal subunit. The transcript is spliced from 3 exons. Gene Ontology annotation, biological process: cytoplasmic translation. Gene Ontology annotation, molecular function: structural constituent of ribosome; mRNA binding. Lineage: Eukaryota; Fungi; Ascomycota; Dothideomycetes; Pleosporales; Pleosporaceae. Bases 52 to 531 code for a protein of 159 amino acids. The record is from RefSeq and is a predicted model, not a curated record.